Manis pentadactyla (Chinese pangolin) is the source of this 4085-nucleotide messenger RNA. It is a transcript of the gene WSCD2, whose product is annotated as WSC domain containing 2. The transcript has 9 exons. The coding region runs from base 687 to 2381 and encodes 564 amino acids. The record is from RefSeq and is a predicted model, not a curated record. NCBI's taxonomy places the organism in Eukaryota, Metazoa, Chordata, Mammalia, Pholidota, Manidae.
UGAAGCCACUGCAGCAGCUGGCAGCUGGGAAGGUGCCCACUGAGCGGGCGCGUCGAGCGGGACGCGGGAGUCGCAGAGACCCCGGGCGCCUGCUAGGCUCCGCUGGCAGUUUGCAAGUGGCGGAGACCCCUCAGGUGGCAGCCCUAAGCCCUAAUGCUUGAGCAGAUGGAAGCCCACCAGCUUCUGUUCCCACAAGGUGGACACACUGAGCUUGGUCCUCGGCGGUGGAGGAGGCCAGAAACAGCCCUCAGUGAGAUAAUCCAGCCCUGACAGGCCUUAAGCCCCGAGAAAGGGUGAGAAGUGAACUGCACCUCCUGGGGACCCGUGGAAUCCUCCCCAACUGCUAUUUCCGAAGUUCUUUGGGAGUUCUCUGAGGCAAAGAACAAGAUGUAGGAAAAUGGGACCAACUCCUAGGUGUCCCCAACCUCAAAGCCCCUUUCAUGGCCCAAAGAAGCUCACCUUGACCUUGGGAAAGCCGGGGAGACCUGUGCUCCAUUGUCUUGGCCUCGGCCAAGCACUGGACCUGGCCUCCCUCUCUAGUCCCGGUGAUCACUCCGCGGAGGGAAUAAGCCUGAAGACCCCCAGGGGUUCCAUCCCUAAGGGACUCUUGGGAAAGGAAGCCCUUCCAUCCCCUCCCCGAGUGCCCCCCAGCCAAGCCCCGGGGAGCAGUCCGGAAUGAUCCCGUCAUGGCCAAACUCUGGUUCAAAUUCCAGCGGUACUUCCGCCGGAAGCCUGUCCGUUUCUUCACCUUCCUGGCCCUCUACCUGACGGCUGGGAGCCUUGUCUUCCUUCACUCUGGCUUCGUGGGCCAGCCCGCCGUCUCCCAGAACCAGGCCAACCCCGCCGCGGGGGCCCCGGCCGAGGGCGCUGAGCUGCCCUUUUUGGGCGACUUGCAUCUGGGCAGAGGCUUUCGGGACCCGGGCGAAGCCUCCAGCGUCGCCCGCAGGUAUGGACCCUGGUUCAGGGGCAAGGAUGGGAACGAGAGAGCCAAGCUGGGCGACUACGGAGGAGCCUGGAGCCGAGCCCUCAAGGGGAGGAUCUCCCGGGAGAAGGACGAGGAGCGAGCCAAGUACAUCGGCUGCUACCUGGAUGACACCCAAAGCCGGGCCCUGCGAGGCGUGUCCUUUUUUGACUACAAGAAGAUGACUGUCUUCCGUUGCCAGGACAACUGUGCAGAACGGGGUUACCUGUAUGCCGGGCUGGAGUUCGGCGCUGAGUGCUACUGCGGGCACAAGAUCCAGGCGACAAACGUGAGCGAGGCAGAGUGCGACAUGGAGUGCAAGGGCGAGCGGGCCAGCGUGUGCGGUGGCGCCAACCGCCUGUCCGUCUACCGGCUGCAGCUGGCCCAGGAGUCGGCCCGCAGGUAUGGAAGCGCUGUCUUCCGAGGCUGCUUCCGCAGGCCUGACAACCUCUCCCUGGCCCUGCCUGUAACGGCUGCCAUGCCAAACAUGUCCGUGGACAAGUGCGUGGACCUCUGCACAGAGAAGGAGUACCCACUGGCAGCCCUUGCGGGCACUGCCUGCCACUGCGGGUUCCCCACCACGCGGUUUCCCCUCCACGAGAGAGAGGAUGAACAGCUCUGUGCCCAGAAGUGCAGCGCGGAGGAGUUUGAGAGCUGCGGGACCCCCAGCUACUUCAUCGUGUACCAGACGCAGGUUCAAGACAACCGCUGCAUGGACAGAAGGUUCCUCCCAGUCAAGUCCAAGCAGCUCAUCGCGCUGGCCAGCUUCCCAGGUGCUGGCAACACGUGGGCUCGCCACCUCAUCGAGCUGGCCACCGGCUUCUACACGGGCAGCUACUACUUUGACGGCUCUCUCUACAACAAAGGGUUUAAAGGUGAGCGAGACCAUUGGCGCAGCGGGAGGACCAUCUGCAUCAAGACACACGAGAGUGGCCAGAAGGAGAUCGAGGCCUUUGACGCUGCCAUCUUGCUCAUCCGUAACCCUUACAAGGCCCUCAUGGCUGAGUUCAACCGCAAGUACGGCGGCCACAUCGGCUUUGCUGCGCAUGCCCACUGGAAGGGCAAAGAGUGGCCAGAGUUCGUGAGGAACUACGCCCCGUGGUGGGCCACGCACACGCUGGACUGGCUCAAGUUCGGCAAGAAGGUGCUGGUGGUGCACUUCGAGGACCUGAGGCAGGACCUCUUCGUCCAGCUGGGCCGCAUGAUCGGCCUGCUGGGCGUGGCCGUCCGGGAGGACCGGCUGCUCUGCGUGGAGGGCCAGAAGGACGGCAACUUCAAGCGCUCCGGGCUGCGGAAGCUCGAGUACGACCCCUACACGGGGGACAUGCAGAAGGCCAUCUCCACCUACAUCAGGAUGGUGGAUGCAGCCCUCAAAGCGAGGAACCUCACGGGCGUCCCCGACGACUACUGCCCCAGAUGAUGUGUGGCAGGAGGAGGGGCCCCGGGAGUCCUGACCGGGAGGGGGACUUGAGGCCCCAGGGGAGCCCCCCAUCUGUCCUUUCUGUGGUUUGGGGACAAUCCCCUUGGCUGCUGUUGGCCUUCAGUGAGUUUCCUGCAUGACAGAGGAGGCUCAAGGGGAGAGACUGUCCGGGGACUCCCCACCCUCCCCACACACCCCUUGGAGAUGGAGGGGGCGGUGAUUUGGGGAGUUCCAGCCACAUGUCCCUUUCCUGUCUCCUGUGCCCCUGUCCCCACCACUCGGGUUCCACUUGUGGGAGGAAGGAUGUGCCACAGACAGGGGGCCCCCAGGACAGGUGUGGAGGACCUGGGUGCAGACCUAAAGGGACCCUUGGGAAAGAAGGUGGCCCAGGCUCUGUCCCUCCUGGGCUGAGCAUUCACAGCCUCCCCUCAUUCUCCACCCAGGAAGCGCCGGCACCCAGGCUGAUCUAGGCCACUUCUGUCUGAAGAAAGAUCGCUAGGAACUUUCUCUGUGGCCCUAGGUUUCUGACAUUCUGGGUGGGGUGGAGGGGCAGCGGCGCUCAUGGUGGGCUAAUUGGCAGGGCCGUGGGGUUACUGGCAGCAGGAACCCAUCCCAGGGCACGUGCUUCAGAGACACGAGCUGGUUGCCUGUCCACCUCUAGGGCUGGAAUUCUACCCUUUCAUCCUCCACAGUAUCCAGGAAGUGCUCUUGGGACCUUUGAUCCCAUUUCCAGGGUUCUUUAGGCACCAAAAAUUAUCCCACCAGGAUGGCCACUUGCUACAUCUGAGUAUGAAUGAGCGUCCCAAGGACACCUCUGCCCUGGGACCAACAUGCUGAUCUUACACUGCCCUCUGCCCCCUGCCAGUGGGUCCUUUGCUAUCCAGGUGAGAGCAAGGGUGCUCCAAAUCAGGUGGGGCCAUGACCAAGGGAGACCCCCACUACUCUCCCAGACCAUCCACCUCCCCUUGGUCAUAGUGCAACAGGGCCAGCCUCCCUUGGGGGCCUUUUAAGGAGCAGGAUGAAUGAGGAACCCUGGAUGCUGAGUCAUCACCCCAGAGGACCCCCGUCCCCCCCAAGGACUUGAGUCACUGGUCAUCUCUUAGAAGGCAUUGACCUGGGACUCCAUCUCCUCCCCACACGUGGAUACCAGUGGCUUCACAUCUGGCCCAUACACAAGCACCUACACCAUUUCCCACCGUGUAGAUGGAAAAGCCAUAGGUAUAGGUCUUUGCCACUCUGUCUGGAGCAGCCCCUCGGAAGCCCUGGGGUGCAGGUAAAUGCUCAUUCCCAAAUAACCAAGAGAUUACAGAGAAGGUGAGCGUGAAGAGAUAUAUUUUUUUAAGAGGAAUAUGACUCAUACAUUCCACCCCUUGGAACCUGGCCAUGCAAAGAGAAGGGCCUCGGGUUGGGGCCUGUGGUCCUCUUCCCUGGUCCCCUCAUCUGUAGGAUUUGGUCCACCCCAGGGCCCAGCCAGGAGCUCUGAAUGUAUUUUGUACAGUGUUUGUUUCCCCGGGGCUAAUUUCUAGUUUUCUUUUCACAAAGCAGGGGAGGGGGUGGCCUCCCCUCCCACUUAAAGGUCAGUUCUGCCUGGGGGACUCCGGGUCCAAGACCUGGGCCAGUCCUUUGCUGGUGGUCACCUCAGGCCACAAGCCUUUGAAGAUUCCUCAGGUCAACACCAUCAUUAAAAGCGAGUUUUGUUGAUAA